Molecule: messenger RNA, 1314 nt
Organism: Eremomyces bilateralis CBS 781.70
Lineage: Eukaryota; Fungi; Ascomycota; Dothideomycetes; Eremomycetales; Eremomycetaceae
Product: Smr-domain-containing protein
Exons: 3
Coding region: 193-981 (262 amino acids)
Source: RefSeq, a predicted model, not a curated record
UGUGGACCCUGAAUUGAUUGGACGACUUCGCGCUGGCAACAUGUCGUGGCAGAGAACGGCGGAAUAGGAUAGCCGACCUAUUUGAUCGCUCCUCGUCAAUCGUUACCUUCCAACUGAUUAGUCUUUUGCAUUCGUUUCGCUUCAAUGUACAUAUCAAGCUUGUAAACAAUAUACACUAUUCGUUUCCCGACAAUGGCACACAAUUUGGACUCGUUUACACAGUUGGGAGGCAGAGCAUUCAAUCACGACGCAAACAGAGACUCCGAACAAGAAUAUGACCGACUUCGAGACCUUGCGCGACGAGAGUUCGAUAGAGAAAACCAACUGCGACGCGACGCCCGGGAAGCGGGACAGCGACGCGACUAUGGAGAGAAGGACCGACUACAUCGGCAGGCCGAUGAUCACGAGAAGAAGGGACAGCAAUAUAAUAAACAAGCGUCGGAGUUUAUAUUCCGGGAGAACAACGCGCCGGGAAGAGUACAAGGGGACGAGAUAGAUCUGCAUGGUCAAUACGUGCAGGAAGCGGAGCAGAUCUUGCGGGAACGCAUUUCGGUCGACCGACGGCGGAAUCAAACCCAUCUGCAUGUCAUUGUUGGGAAAGGGAAUCACUCUACUGGCCACAUACCAAAGCUGAGGCAGGCUGUAGAAGAAUUGCUUCGAGAAGAGGGACUCCAAUUCCAAGUUGAACAGAACCAAGGGCGGCUUUAUGUUAAUCUGGCAGGUGGACCAGCCAUCUUGCCUCAACCUGGCCAUCCAGGGGCCAGUAGUGGACACGGGCAUGCACAAGGAGGGCACCAGCAGCAACAUGUUCAACAUUCUCAACAUCAUGGCCAAGCACAAGCAGGAUAUCAGCAACCACAUGCUCAACAACAUCAUGGGCAGGCCCACCAGCAGCAACAGUACAGUCAUGUUGAGGAAGCAGUGAAAAAGGGGGGUCCGAAGCUUUUCAAAGCUCUUCGUGGAUGUUGUGUGGUGAUGUGAUGGUUAUGAAGUCACAAGACGAGUUUCACGGAUGUUUAUGCAAGGGACUGGACAGGAUCAUCGGGUUGCUGUCCGUAUACAGCGCUGCAGGAGGCACUUACGUUCCAUAAAUGUAUCAAAGUCCUCAGCCAAAGAGCGCUUUCUGUGUGUCAUACGUAUACUUCAGAUCAAGGUGCCAAUAGUUGGCCGUCGUCGCUUUGUUGAUCAGCCAUGCCUCAUCAAGGGCCUUGACCACUUCCUCUGGCAGAGGGCCUUUCUCGAGGUCGGCCAGGUUGCCUUUCAAUUGGUUGAUGCUACUCACGCCGAUAAUGAUGCCAUCAUUUCCGUCCUUGA